AUGGAUCCCAAGUUCAACGGAGAGUGGAGUGCUUCUGAGAUCAAGAUGGUGAAAUCUCUCAUUGCAAGGGACAACACCAACAACAAUUAUGCUAGUGAUAUGAGCAAGAAGCACAAUCAAAUUAUGGAUGAGCUCCAGGCAAUGUUCCCUAGCAAGGAGAAGCAUCAGAGUGGCAACCAACUUGUGGAAGCAAGUAGCAACCUCAUGAAUCAACCCUUUGGGGUGUUUGUGGGGGAUCCGUCCAUGGGCAACAUGGAAGCAUUUGAUGGUUAUCAAGAAGUGGAGAUGUUCGGCAUGAGGAGUGUGAAGAAGACUCCAUGGAGGAAGCCAACUCCUCGGAAGGAGAUCCAACACACUGGGAGGUUUUGGACCACAGACGAGCAUAGGAAAGAAAAUGGCACCAAGAAGAAGCGUUAUAGCAUCAAUGACAUUAGACUUUAUGAUUUUGAGCCCUUGUUGCAGACAAAUGCUUCUGCCUGGAAGGGGCCCACAUUUGAUGGAGGUGUCUACAACACAAAUCAGUACAACUUUGGUGGACAUCCUACUUCCAUGAACAAUGCCCCGGCUUGGUCACCAUUCCUGUACCACACUGGCCAUGGAAGUAGCAGCAAUAGCCAGAUGGACACCUUGGCUAUUGGCCAGCAACAGGAGCAGAUGGGAGCUAGUAGUUCUUUAGUGGCUCCGACCAUGGAGGCGAAUGGGGUCCACUUCGACUAG
Messenger RNA from Miscanthus lutarioriparius, 717 nucleotides. Lineage: Eukaryota; Viridiplantae; Streptophyta; Magnoliopsida; Poales; Poaceae. The record is from the annotation of a GenBank genome assembly.